Molecule: messenger RNA, 4345 nt
Organism: Neoarius graeffei (lesser salmon catfish)
Lineage: Eukaryota; Metazoa; Chordata; Actinopteri; Siluriformes; Ariidae
Gene: mepcea
Product: methylphosphate capping enzyme a
Exons: 7
Coding region: 905-2989 (694 amino acids)
Biological process (GO): snRNA modification
Molecular function (GO): snRNA binding; RNA methyltransferase activity; O-methyltransferase activity
Source: RefSeq, a predicted model, not a curated record
UGAAAGUUGAGUGGUGUCGGCUACAGGAGUUCAGUUCAGAGAAGGAGAGAAAUUAUAAUAUAAUAAUCACCUGUGGUUAAUAUAUAAUAUUAACUAUUCACACCUUCACACAGAUACAGUAAUUCCAUAAUUCUAUAGAUGAUUUUAUUCAGGCCUUGUUUUCUGAGGGGUGUGUCUUUAAUGUUAUUGUUUUUUUUUAUCUUUAAUAUGACGUUAGCUAGCCGCUGUGCUAACCGGAGCGCUAACUCAGUGGCGGUUGCUAAAGCUGCUAACCGCUCGCGCUGAACCGACAGCUGCCAGAUUGUCGCGGCUGUUCUUUGUUUUGUUGGGAUUUUCCCUCCUCCUUUCUUCCGGUAUCGCUUUAAGAGAGGUUUUUUUUUUUUUGUAAGACUGCGCGGGAAUUGGUCAGUUUUAUUUAUUUACUUAUUUAUUGUUAUUUUAAAAAAAAACUCCUCUUCGUCGACUUGAGCUUGGUCUUGGAUUAUGAAUUAUUCAUGAGCGCGAGGAGAAUGUGACGCUCGGAGGCGGGGUUUCAUGCGCUCGGAGGCGGAGACACGCAGGACAGGAAAAUCAAGAAAACCACCAGGUUGUUUUCUCAUAAACAAACCAGCGCUGAUGUAGGAUUCAGAAGGAGGCGUUCUGCACGCGAUGCCACGAAAAUCACUGUUUGCCGGGAAAUCCAAAUGCCAAGUUUUUUCAGAGGCGGACCAAUUCACCUCAAAUGGCUUGAUUUCAACUGAAUUUUUCUGGUAUUGCGCAAGCUUUCUCUCCCUCGAUUGGGCGACAUCACUUUCCAUGAUGAAAUCGAUCUUUUCUGGUUCAGAGUCAUCCUCAAAUUCAUCUUCAUCGUUAUUGAUCUCAGCGAUCCUUCAGUGUGCUCGAACGACGCUGUGCUGAUUAGAAAAUGAUAGAAAUGUCUGUUAAUAAAGAGACUGUUUUACUGAGUGACCAGCCAGCAUACGUGUCUUUACCACGACAGCAGCCAGAACUUUCCGGAAACGGUGCUGAAAAUCCUCAGCAGUCUGCUGAAAUGAUAACUCUCACCAAGAAAGAUGGCCUUUGUAGCCUUGCUAAGGAAAAUGGAAACACAACAGCCAUCAGUGACAAUGGAGUCAUCGUGCCAGACUCCGUGACGCAAAACCUAGAUGGUGUCCAGAAUCCUAAACCCCAUCAGCAGAGACCGAACAAACGUCGGAGUACGAUAAGUGGCGGAUUUAAGCAUCCUGUGUUCGGGAAACGUCGCCGUCGUGCCAACUCGGAGACUGAGUCUGUCCUGCCCACCAACUUUCUACUGGGUGGGAACAUCUUUGAUCCACUCAACCUCAACAGCUUAUUGGAUGAAGAAGUGAACCGGGCUUUAAAUGCAGAGACGCCCAAGUCCUCUCCGCUUCCGGCAAAAAGCCGGGAUCCGGUCGAGAUCCUGAUUCCGAGGGACAUCACGGACCCACUGAACCUGAACGGUUGCACCAGAGGGGACGCGGGCAUCGUGCUUACUCCUUUUAAAAGUGGCGGUGGACGGAGGAGACACCGGAACAGGCAUCAUGGAGGAAUAGCAGCAAGAGGUGGUGUGGGAAGAGGAAGAGACUGCGUAGUAGGAGGAACAGGAAGUGUAGAUGGUGUAGGAGUUGUUGAAGGGGUGUCCGUGGAGCUCAACCAAUCAGAAGGGUGCUUAAAUUCAGAAUCUGAGUGCACAUUAGCAUCCUCAGGGAUUAAUCUUCAGAACAGCCCAGACUCCAAAGCUGUCCUAAAAGAUGAAGCAACAGAGUCCAACGUUCCACCAAAACAGGAAGUUUGUGAGGAAAAAGACAGCACACAGACGCCUGUGACGCACGCAUUGCACCGACAACGCAAACGGAAGCGCAGCAGCAGCAGAUCCGAGAAUUCCAGUGGACCAUGUUUGGAUAAGAACCGAACGUCUGGGUCAGAAUCAGCACAGCAACAUCCUCCCAGUCAGAGGGGGCAGCAGAGGAACAACCACAAACCAGACCCGAGAAACUGCAAUCAGCAAAAACCAAACCAGCAGCAGAAAAAGAAGUUUCAGUACGGGAACUAUAAUCAGUACUAUGGUUACAGGAACCCGGGUGCGGUCGAGGAUGUUCGGAUCCGUGCCUUUAAACCAGAAUGGUUCCAAGGGAAGGAAGUCCUGGAUUUAGGCUGUAACACUGGUCACUUGACACUUACUAUUGCUAGAAACUGGCGGCCGGCAUGCAUCGUGGGCUUAGAUAUAGACGGUGCGCUGAUCCACGCAGCGAAACAAAACAUCCGGCAUUAUCUCUCGGAAGUGCACACGCUCCAGGUGAGGAAAGAGCGGAACGAGGAUGAGACCUCGAGCGAGAAGCUUGAAAAGAUGUCGGAGAAAAAGAGAGGAGAUGGAGAUGAAAAGGAAACCAAAUCUGAAGAGAUGAGAGAAAAAGAUGGAUCAGAGCAUGGAGAGAAUGAGGUGUUCCGGGUCGGAGGAUCCUUAUCGCCCAAUGGGAGUCGCUUAUUUCCUGUUUCUCUCUGCAUCUCCCGAGGACCAAUCGCUGCUCCUCCUCUUCCUGACACGCCCACACUUCCUCCUGGGAAUUUUCCCUCCAAUGUCACGUUUGUCAGGGGGAACUAUGUGUUGGACAGUGACAUGUUGUUGGAGACUCAGCGUGAGGAGUUUGAUGUGAUUCUGUGUCUGAGUAUCACAAAGUGGGUUCACCUGAACUGGGGUGACGUCGGACUCCGUCGUUUCUUCCACCGUGCGUAUCGUCACCUUCGCCCCGGCGGCCUCUUUAUCCUCGAACCCCAGCCCUGGAACUCCUACAGCAAGAGGAAGAAGCUCACGGAGACGAUCUAUAAAAACUAUUUCAGCAUCCAGCUGAAGCCGGAGCAGUUCUCUUCCUUCCUGACAAGUGAGGUGGGGUUCUCCAGCUACGAGCUCCUCGGAACUCCGAACAGUUCAUCACGAGGUUUUCAGAGACCGAUCUAUCUGUUUCACAAAGGCCCUGCUCCUCAAAAGUGAGCGCGCGUGUGUUUUUUAAAAUGAGAUCAAGACGAACUCCAGGGAAUUCUCCACACUGCUGGGAGGAAGUCGCUCCAGAAUGUCAUCACUUCCUCCUGAGCGUCAGACAGAAGCAUGGACUGAAACAAGAGACUGAAGUGUGUGAAUUUGUUGUGUUUUGGGGGAAAAUGUAAAAGUUGAAUGUGUUUGAGCUUUGAACAGGUUUGAGAUUUCAACUUUGUGUGAGAGUGAGUGAGUGAGGUUUGUGCUGAUGAUCAGGAACACGUCAUAUCACUUCUCAUCAAAAUUCCAGAAUUCUCAGAGAUGGUCAUUAGAUUAGAAAUCCGUUCAGAGAUCAAACCUCUGUCUGAUCUGUAGUAGUUACUGUAUAUUACUGUUAUUUGAACGUUGAUGAAACGUUACUGAGAUGACGUGUUAAUCUCAGCACACACCUGGUUUGUAAAUUUAUUCACUCCACUUUUAAUCCUUUUCUGUUCAUUUUUUUCCUCCCUCUCUCUAAUCCUCUGAUGUAAUCAGUGGAGUGAUUUGGGAUCAAACCCAUGUACUCUUUCCUUCUGUUUAAAAUCUUAGGCUUUUUCUUAAAAAAAAAAAUAAAAGCCUCCUCCUUGAACCUGGUGCUUUACGUUCCUUCAGGGACUCGGAUAAAGCAAAUCUGUACUUCAGCGCUCUCAAUUAUUGCCUGAAAUUUUAUCACGAUUAAUGAUCUUAUUAGGAGUCGAUUUUACUGAACAUCACCAACAGUUUAUUAGCGUUCCUCAGGAAUUUCCUUUCAUGGUACUAAACACAGCUAGCAGGUUAAGCUAGUGCCAUGACUGAGGUCACAUGGUCAUGUUGCUACAUUAGUUGGUUGACUGUUUUGGAUCCAAAUGUAAACAUGGCAUUCUGUAAGACACGAUUAUAAAAGUCUGAGAUUGCUCUGUCGGAUCAUGAACAACGCGCAGCUGAGCUUCGUUCACACUGUUUAAUGGAAACCGGUGUCGACAUGAUGAGCGACAAAAUCGCAAGAACUGCGAAGGCUCGACUGCCAUGUUUUUAAUGAAGGUUUUUUUGUUUGGUUUUUUUUUUGUGCGCCAACAGUGGAACGUGUGUGUGUCGUCAACUUGGACAAGGAUUAAAGUUGAGUCUCUUACAUAAGUGCAGAAGAGACAAACUGAAAUUAGUGUGAAAUCACACUGGGUGUGGGAUUUUUGUUUUUUGGGUGUCUAAGCUCAGAACAAAAACUGGGAGAUGAUCAUGGUCUCGGACUCGUUUAGUUUGAGUCUUUAAAAGCGAGGCAUUAAAUCCUUAACGGAUCGGAUGAAUGUGGUGUUAAUGCUACAACAAACACAAUUGGAUAAUAAACAAUUUUGAUUUGAA